CGUCUGCCGACGACACCGACGCUGGUGCCCACGGAGCGAUCGCGGGGUUUCCACCCGCACAGCACUCAAUGGUAGCAGCUGAGGGGCGAGUGCGGAGCGCGGGUUGCCAGACCCGCAGGAUUUCUCACGGCUCGCGGACUAGAAUGCUGUUGUACAUGUAUCCCCACGAACGGAUGACAGCCUCCAGAACAAACCUACGCUGAAAACUUUCCACCCCGAAUUUGACGCGGAGCUGUGGAAUUGCGAUUUUUUUUUUGGGGGGGUGGGGGUUGUGUUUUGUCAACCAGGUACCAAGAGCAGAGCAUCGUGCAGGUGCAAACGGUCGGGCCGGCGUUACUGAAAUGAGUAGCUCGGCGCUGACGCGUUUCGUUGUGGCCGCAGAACCCCGCAUCGUCAGAUGCCAUUUUACCCUGCGUUACCCGAGCGACCGGAAUUCCAACGCACUGGGCCCGUUGUGCGAGCAGAAGUUCGUGAGGCAGCUGGCAAGCGAGCUGGCGCAAUGACAAGCUGCGCCGUCGAAGGCAUCGUGCGCCAUUCGUGCUGAAAGCUUAUGGGUCCUGCGUACUCGAGCUCCCCGGCUUUCCACUUGGAGAGGUUCGCGGCUGGGAAACUUCGCACUGGCUGUCGGUUUCACAUCUGGACCGCCUGACUGCCGUCAUCUGCGGCCUGUUCCGACCGUGCACUCCACGAACUUGUAUGUAUAAGGGGGUACCGAACCGGAUCGCCUCGGGUGGUGUCGUGUUAAGGCAAAACAAAACAACCAGGGGGGUGAAUAUUUGUCUUGGACUUGGACGUUAUCGGUGAUCGGAAGGAACACCGUGGUCCAAAGCUGGACUGGCUUACCACUCAAGGAAAAACACGCUUAUCCAGCUAUGGAUUUUGCGUAGCAAAGUCACGCGUUUUUAAAGGCAAGGCUAGGGUGACAUUGCAGUCUUCUCAACACAUCGGUUAUUUUGUCGUCCGACAAAAAAGAAAAAGCGUGAAAGUGGAGUGUUGUCCGUCCUACGUAUCCGCGCAGUGGGAUUUCUACGUCUGGUCGGCGUUCCCCCCCCCACCCUUCCCGCGGUGACGGUUAUGGGUCGGAAGCGGUGUGUCGGUGCAGAUUGUUCCAAGAUGGCGGCCGGGUGCUGCGGGGUGAAGAAGCAGAAACUGUCGGGAUCGCCUGGGUCGGGGUGUCCCGGCGGGAUGGGGGCGGCAAACGGGGUGGCAGGAACCGGGCAUUGUGGCUCGGAGUUGGGGAUUGGCUCCUCGGCCACCGUUGCGACAGCGGCGAACGUGAGCAGAGCCAACGGCCUGGGGGGACCUGGGGGUAACGUUAGCAGCAGCAGCAGCAGCAGUAGUGGUAGCAGCGGCACGAACGCUCUCUCCCUGUCCCCGGCCGGUUACUCUUCAUCCGGCCUCUCCCCGAAUCUCAGCUCGGGACCUGGUUCGGGAAGUGGCGGCAGGAAGAUGGUCGUCUCGGCGGAGAUGUGCUGCUUCUGUUUUGACGUUCUUUAUUGCCAUCUGUACGGAUACCAACCCCCGAGAACACCCAGGUUUACAAAUGAUCCCUACCCGCUGUUUGUCACAUGGAAAAUAGGCAGAGACAAGCGGUUGAGGGGUUGUAUAGGUACAUUUUCUGCCAUGAAUCUGCACUCAGGACUCAGGGAGUACACCCUUACCAGUGCCCUUAAAGACAGCCGCUUCCCCCCUAUGACAAGGGAUGAGCUGCCUCGCCUCUUCUGCUCAGUGUCUCUUCUCACCAACUUUGAAGACGUUGGUGAUUACCUUGACUGGGAGGUGGGUGUUCACGGUAUUAGGAUAGAGUUUUUCAAUGAAAAAGGAUCAAAGCGCACCGCCACCUAUCUACCAGAGGUUGCGAAGGAGCAAGGUUGGGACCAUAUUCAAACCAUAGAUUCCUUACUACGAAAGGGAGGUUACAAAGCUCCCAUCACAAACGACUUCAGGAAGACCAUUAAGUUAACCAGGUACCGUAGCGAGAAGAUAACAAUGGGUUAUGCAGAGUACAUCGCCCACCGCCAGCACCAUCACUACCAGAAUGGCAUUGGGCACCCUCUACCACCCUACAACCAUUAUUCCUGACAGCGAGCCGCAUGACCAAUCAUUGGACCUCUCUGCGGACCUUUUCCCAGGAGAGCCAGCCCCCUCCUGGUCUAGCUAUUUCUACUACUGUACCAUUUUAUGAUGAUAGUUUCCGUUGCCAUGCUGGCCGUCUCCCAGACGUUGACAUGGCAACGGGUGGCAACGAAGCAUCAUUACGGCAAGAUCCACAUUUCUUUUUCUUUGCCUUUGCAGCUCAUGUAUUCGAAUAUUUAGAACACACCCCUAUCAAUAACAUUUCUGGAAAUCAAACCACUAUUAGAUUCUUUUCAGCAAACCUAAUCAGGUGUUUGCUUCUGUGGAUGGAAGAAAGUCUUUUUCGCUGGAUUAAUCUUGCACAUUGUUAAAGCUUUGCUACAAUAUUAUACUAUCUAUAUAUAUAAAAAAAAAAAAACAUUCUUUCCAUUUUUCUUUAUUUUACUAUCCAGACAUCUAUGCCAUGUAGCAAGGCAACUGCAGUUCUCAAAGGCUGUGUCGAUUCUAUCCUGACUCCUCUCAAAAAAACAAAAAAAAUACGGACUGACUUAUGGGGCUUUGUAAACUCUUGUAGUGUUGUAGUUGGAACUAUAUAUCGGGAUCUGUAUACUCAAGUGUAGAUAGGAUUGUGAUGCCCGUUGAUAGUAGUGUGUAUUCUUUGAGCUCCCACUGGUGUGUGUGUGUGUAUCUCUGUGUGUGGAUAUAGAUAUUUGUGUGCCACAAGAUGAAAACCAGUAGUGGGAAUUACAAUUUGGAUUUUACCUAAAGAUUCCCCACCGAGAUUUUGUGAAAAUCUCCCCCUAGUAUUUGAAGUGGUUUGUGGUGGAACCUGUUACACAUCAAAUCGAGUUUGUUUUGGCUAGAGCUGUCAGCCAAGUUCCCUCUUGUAUUUUUACUUUUUAAAAUUUAUCUUAGUUUGCGGAAGAAGCCAUUUUGUCUGUGGAUAAUCACAUCUGGGCAGGGGUUUUCUUAAUGUUACAAUGGGCUUCAAGUGGGUUUGACUGGAGGUGAAGGUGAGCGGGCACAACAGCAGGUUGCUAAAAGAAGAAAAAAAUAUAUUUUGCAUUGCUUUGAAUUUGAAUUGACCUUCAGAGUUUACCUGCAGGGAGUCACUUGAUAGGGAAAUGCUAAAGCUACUUAAAGCCAUAUUCUCUUUCUAUUCCACACAUUGUAACAGCGAUCUGUUGUUUGGCUUGAGGCGUGUGCGUCUGUCACAACUUAGUGGUCCACUUCUAACACAUAGUCUUCCCUCUCUGAAUGCAAACACCAGCCAGCCUCGGACGAGGCGGCAUCGCUGAACAUUUCAGUCGGAUGCUUUGUUCAUCGCUCGAAUCGCCGUGGAAACCUUGUCUAGCCUCUUCAGGUUCCAGCUGACCCAUCUGUCACUAGUUCAAAGAGGGUUCAAGUUGCCGUUUGUCCGUGUCAUCGUGCCGUCCGGAGUCUGAAGCGGUUGCAGCGACGCAGCCGGUUCAGUGAGUUGCUCAAACACCCAGCCCUCCGCCGGUCAGCCGUAGAUCUGCGUCUCCACGGCGCAGGAAACGGUGAGAUCGGUCAGCCGUUUAGCGAAAGUCCGAGUGAAAUGAUUUCGAGCAGAAUCCCUGCGCCGGGCCCGUCGGCCUGCAGUUCCAAAUCCACGAACACAAAGCCGGGGCUUUGUCGGGACUCAAGAAGCCAUUUAAUUUAAUCCGUUUACUUGUCGUGGGUCUCACACGGCCGAUCGGAGAGCCCUCUGUGGAAGGUUUGAGCCGUCGAGGAUCAGCGCGACCCGCCGGCUUUGGGCUUUAGUUCUGCUCGCGGGACUCAUUUGAGAGGUUCUCGUGACGUGACAUCUUACUUCGUAACAGCCUUUACUAACUGACAGGUUAUUUUAUUUGUUAUGCAAAAAAGUCAAGGGCUUUUGGAACUCCAUCCACAGUAACCCGAAACAACCCAGAUUUAAGUUGUGUUGCCUUAAAUGAAUGAUCUAGUAAAUGGUGGACCAGUAGAUGCAAGUUUGACUGCUCCUCCAUCCCGUGCCCCCACCCCCACCCCCAUUUUCACGCACCACAGUGUAGGAACGGGCCUCAGCUGUUGCUUCCGUCACGUGAAUGCUAAGACCGUCUUGGACAUAUGGGGGUUCCUGUCCUGUCCGGUCUCCUGUUUGCUCGCGUCGCACUCAGCUGCUGGCCCUCAAUUCUUUCGUUUUUUGAAAGCCCCACAUGGACACAUUCUCUUGAACUAAUGUCGGGCACUGUGGUGUCGUCACCCUCAAAUGUUCAAAGAGCAUGGAAAGACUGCAUCACGCCUCAUCUGAUGUACGCCUUCAUGAUGAACACACUACAAAACAAAAAGCUUGAAAGAGGAGCAGUCCGGCAUUCAUUUCCAGGUCCACUUUUAGCACAGCACAACGUGAAUUCUUCUGCUGCAAAACCAAAUUGACCAUGCUCUUUUACAUAUGUCUUUGUAUACACAUGCAAUGUAUUUAUUUGCAUGUAUGUAUGAGUAUGAGACCUAUGGUUUUAUCCAUGAUAUGCUUGAUCUAUGGCUUAGACGCUCUUUUUAACCAUUAAAGAGAUUUAAAAGACAAAUAUGGUGCUAUCGGACCUCAUAUUGGGGUGGUCACAGCUGGUGACUGGUCAUGCGGACUCAUUGAUCAUAUCAUACUUAAAGAUGCUGCAUGUAAGAUUUUCUCCCGGGGGUGUUGGUGUGAAUUGACUUGUGACGGCGCCGAUACAAACGGUAGCCCCAAGCAUCUGCUUUCAUUGAGCGACGCGGGCCACUUUGAGACCGAUACUCUGACAAAUGUAACGAAGAAGGAGACGCUCCCUGCAGCAAACACCUCAUAGGGGCUACGGAAUGUACUGUUCAUGGUCGUCAGUGCAAUUUAACAGUGACAUGUUUAGAGAAAAUCCUACAUGUGUUACAUUUUACUAUCCUUGAUAUAUGCAGAUCUGUUCAACAGGUGUUUUGUGUUUUUUUUAUCCCCCCCCCCCCUACCAGUGCAAGUCAACACCCCUGCAGGGUUUGAAAGGACACGAAGUCACAUGUAGCCUCCCCGCCCCUCGAUCCCGCCCUACACUGUGUCCCAUCCUCAUGGCUGGGUCGGUCAAGGUGCGGCGUGCGUCGUUUGGUAGAUUAGCGGCAGCAGUAGGAGCCGUUUUAUCUCCUCGAAGAUAAAAUGCGGCUUUUUUUUUUCCUUUCAGAGAAGAGCCUUCCGUUUUCCUGUUUUUUUAGCUGCUCAAUUGUUACGACCUGGGUGAAGGUGGCGGUUUGAUUAGUCGAUGAGCGAAGGAUCCCAUCGCAGAACCUUUUCCCAGCUUCCCGAGCUGUGCUGAAGGUGAGCAUCUCCUGCAACGGGACGCAGAGUUAACGUUUCACGUAGAAGAGCAAAUGGUCCUGCUUGGGUACUGACUUUAACUGUUUUAAAGCAUUGAUACCUCAUAGGAUAUGGUGGAGCGACGUUCGUAGUUUCUUGUAGCAGAUUGAGAUUUGGUUCCGUACCAGGGUGAGAGGUCAGCCUCAGCAUUCCUCGUGUGGUCAUUCUCAUGUUUUGUGGAAUGCUCAAGCUCAUGUUACCUUCGUAUGUUCGACUGAACCAAAGAUGCCAGCGGCCGUGCCCAAAUGCUGCGCUUCCUGGCUUCCUGUCCUUCCAAAAGACAUCCCUGCAAUUGACGAAAUGUUUUUUGUUAUUGAGCAACCCAAUUAUUAUUUUUUUUUUCAAUGAAUUUUUAUUGAGUCUAUCUCUGAAGCCGUACAUGGAAUCAAUGAUAGUAAAAAAAAAAAAAAAAGAAAACAAAUUGUGGUCACGGUAGUUGUUUGUUUAUCAUUAUUAUUAUUAGUUGUACUAGGAUUAUUAGUAUUACAAUAAUUUACAAAAAUGAAAAUCCCAUGGUGUGCCUCCUAGCUUUAUGGGUUUCUAAAUGUUUUUUCCCUAAAGACCAGCAGUUAUACUUUGUAUAAAAGAUGGAUUCCUUAUUUUUUAUGCCAUUAAAGAUGAAAAAGCCUGUUUUCUUUACUCUGGACCCAUUGGCUGCACUGGUGUACAAUCACACUGAUGGAUGAAUAAAAACAAAUUAAAAAAAAAGAAUAAAUGAAUUAUUAAUAAUAAUUACAAAUGAAAUAAGAACUACAAUAAACUUGUUUGAAGCUUUUAUUUAAAAAAAAAAAAAAAACUAAAGAAAAUGACUUUUUGUACAUCAAAAUAAAUUCUUUUCAAAAGAAGUUUUUGGAUCUAGUUUCAAAAUUAUUUUAAUGAUUUUCUGAAAUUUUGAGACACUGACCUCUUAAGACAUCUCACUGUACAAAAUAACUUUUGCAGUGGCUUGAUGGGCUGGGAGGGUUGCUUGGUUUAUGUUUUGAUUUUCUUUUGAAUUUGAUCCUUUUUCAUUGGUAAAUUUGAAAAAUGUUGGUGGAAAAAUAUGAACUGGGAACUUCAUCCCUGUAGAGCUCAACCCCUUCGUUGCUAUUGAAUUGCUGUUGGUGUGACUAUUUGAAAUGGGCAUUUAAGAUAAGUAUGAUUCCAAAAGAAAAAAUGAACAGAUAUACAAAAAAAAUUAAAGUGUUUAAAGACUUUAUAUAGAUGGGUUAUCUGAGUAAGCAAUGGCUGUGAAGAUAAUGUAGUUUAAAACAUUGUUAUUACCUUUUAAAAUCAUUUAUUCAAUAAAAAAAAUAAAUCGGCA
Gasterosteus aculeatus aculeatus (three-spined stickleback) is the source of this 6734-nucleotide messenger RNA. RefSeq names its product AMMECR nuclear protein 1 (gene ammecr1). The record is from RefSeq and is a predicted model, not a curated record. NCBI's taxonomy places the organism in Eukaryota, Metazoa, Chordata, Actinopteri, Perciformes, Gasterosteidae.